Molecule: messenger RNA, 216 nt
Organism: Pichia kudriavzevii
Lineage: Eukaryota; Fungi; Ascomycota; Pichiomycetes; Pichiales; Pichiaceae
Exons: 2
Coding region: 1-216 (71 amino acids)
Biological process (GO): protein secretion; intracellular transport
Source: RefSeq, a predicted model, not a curated record
AUGUCUGCCUUGUUCAACUUUGCCUCUCUAUUACAAGUAAUUGUUUUGUUAAUCUGUACAUCCACGUACGUCCAUUCUAUCUGGCCCACUGUUCUGGAUAGAAACAAAACCGGAAUCAUGGGUGUGUUUUGGAAAUGUGCCCGUAUCGGCGAAAGGAUGUCUCCAUACGUUUGCAUCUCUUGUUUUGUAAUUGCUGUUAACCAACUUAUCAGUUAG